AUGCCGCCUCGUUUGACGAUUCUUAGACUGAUAUCAUCUUUUGUGAUUACUCCAAGACUCAAUCCCAAACCUGAGUUAUGCGGCCGUGAUAUCGUUUCUCCAUCACCAUCAAUUAUCUUUUCAGCUCACUUUUCUGCAACCAAAAGAUACUAUGCUCGUAGCCAUGAGCCUACCUAUUAUGAAAUCCUCAAUGUCCCGGUAACCGCGACUGCAGCCGAAAUAAAAAAACAAUUCUACGCCCUCUCCCUAAAACACCACCCAGACCGCAACCGCAGCGACCCCAAAGCCACCGAACGCUUCGCGACAAUCUCAUCAGCCUAUCAUAUCCUAGGCGACAGCACAAAACGUGCUCGCUACGAUCUCGACCACGGCAUCGGCGGUACUACCCAUGGGACGCAUAGCAGUGGUGUAGCCGGGCAACACCCCAUGGGCAGUCACAGUAGUGCCGGUGCGACGUAUGCAGGAUCCAGGCCAGCGAGUGGAUUGAGUAAACGCCGGACUGCGUUUAGGGGUCCUCCGCCUAGUUUUUAUGCGCAUGGUGGAUAUGGAGGGAGAAAGCCUCAGAGUCCGGGGGGAAGUUAUACCGGUACUGCCGGAACGGGAAAACAACAUCAACAUAACAAUGAAGAUCCCACAUCGUUCAUAAAUAAUAAUCCCGUCUGGCAUUUUAAUGCUAGAGGACAUUACAAGACACAAACAGCCGAGGAUGCGCGACGGAAGCAAAGACGAUCGCAGCAGAUGCAACGUGAGCGCGAAAUAUUAGAGAGUGAAAAAGGGGGAAGUUUUGUUUUGAGGUUUGUUAUUGUUUCCGGGAUAUUGGUUGUUACGGCUGCUUUUGGGGCGUUAUUGGGGAGGGGUAGUAAUACUGCUACCGCAAGUAGUCCUGGUGGAAAGAGAUCGGGGAAGACGUCGCAGGGUAAGGGCUUAGGAUCGAGGGAGGAUGGUGAUUGA
Messenger RNA from Talaromyces stipitatus ATCC 10500, 951 nucleotides. Its product is annotated as DnaJ domain protein. Lineage: Eukaryota; Fungi; Ascomycota; Eurotiomycetes; Eurotiales; Trichocomaceae. Bases 1 to 951 code for a protein of 316 amino acids. The transcript has 2 exons. The record is from RefSeq and is a predicted model, not a curated record.